UGCGUAAACCACAUUUCACUAUCAUUAUGUCGUCCCAUCGAGUUCUCGAAAUCGUUUAGACAAGAGAGAUAUGAUAUUAAUGGCAGGCUUUUUGGCGGAUAUACUACACAGAAACAGCUGUUGAGUAAUACACUACAAAAUCAAAGAUGGAGGAUCAGUGUCUGUCAGGACUCGGGAAGCGAUCCUGGUUGUUAGUGUAACUUGUGUCUGGUCCCGACGACGUUCCACCAUGUCCGUUCUCAAAACCGAAAAGUUCAAGAUCCUCAUUUUUGCCCUGACAUUACUGUCAUUCGAAAAUUCACACGGGUUACACGUAAGUGGCGACUGGGACACGGAAACCGAAUUCUUCCGAUUCCUGGCCAAGUUCGGCGUACAGAAAACAAACCCUCUCUUGAGGAAGGAGACUCGGGGCUUUAUUUUCGGGAAUAUCACGAAUUCGGUGAAUAACAUCACGAACACUGCCCAUGGCACCCUGGCGUUAUUGCCACGGCAGUUUUUCGUCGAUUAUUACAGGAACAGGACCAAGGCCGAAACUGACCCUGACCUCGCGUGCAAGCUGAUGUUCCAGGCAAUUGAGAAAGAGGCCUUUGACGCCAGGUGUCACAAGUCUGGUGUUCAAGAUUUUUUCCGUCUAGUGCCAUGUCCUAAAGGCAGCCUUUGUCCUGAUGAGGAUAAUGAAGCCAAUGUCAUUACUUACAAUCAGCUGACAUAUGCUAUACAGGAUGUCAAACCAAGAUUCUGGUAUUUGAGUUUAGUGGCAUGCAGUCGGAAUGCUUCAUGUGAGUGGGAGCAUAUGAAACAGCCAUUAACAAUGAGUUAUGAUCUGACUAUAGUCAAUGGGAAACCGAAUGCUGGCAAUCUGAAUCCCUUCGAAUACCAUUUCUCAUUUGACAAACAGGACACUGUUGAAAUUUACCUCGUCUGUGUCGUGUUUUAUGGAUUUGUGUUAGUACCCCUUCAGGUUUAUGCUGCUUGUCGACAGAUCCAUCCUAUUACCCGUCUCUUCACAGCCACUCUCAUUGUUCAGCUAGCAGGCUUGCUGUUUGACACUUUACAUCUCCUUGUAUUUUCUUUCGAUGGAGAAGGGAGCGAGGGAGAAAAUAUUCUUGGAGAUCUCUUCAAUAUUCUUGCACAGUCUUUGUUUAUGAUGUUACUGUUACUGUUAGCCAAAGGUUAUGCAAUCACAAGGAUGAUGUUAUCAAGACGUUUCUUGCUUAUUUCUCUUUGGGGACUGUAUUCAAUACUCAUCCUCACACUCUACUUUUGGAAUAUGAUUGAGGUUGAUGUCAUUGAAGACAUUGAUGAAUAUCAAACUUGGCCUGGCUGGCUAACUCUGGCACUGAGAGUUCUCAUCAUGGUGUGGUUCCUUUUUGAGCUCCGUAACACCAUGACUUACGAACAUAAUGCCAAGAAGUUGAACUUCUUCUUGCAUUUUGGAGCAGCAUCUUUGGUGUGGUUUAUCUACUUACCAGUGGUUGCAUUGAUUGCACUCCAAGUUUCACCAUUAUGGAGAUAUAAAUUGUUGUUAGGUUUUACAUAUUCAGCUGAUUUACUGGCACACUCUUUUAUGACUUACUUAUUGUGGCCAGAGAGAUCAGAACAGUAUCUCCUCCUAGCUUAUGAAGCCGACCUAUCCAGUGAGCUAGACGAGUUUAAUGAAGCUCCUCACAUAUUAAAUCAUUCGGAUUCAGCGUUAUUAGCACCAAUGUUUGACUACAGCUCUGAGCCACUGAAAAUUAAGAUGUGAAAACCAAAGGUCAGUGAUGGUCGUAAUAGUUUGUCAUGCAAAUUUUACUGAUAAUUAUGUUUUUCUCCUCAACCUUCAGCCUGAAGUAAACAUGAAUAUGUAUGUGCAAUAUGUUGAGUUGAAUGUUAUUAGUACAGUAUACCUAAAUAUCCAGUACAUAUAUAUUUCCUUUUUAAAUUAAUGCCGAUAUAGAACACUUUGUAUUUAGAUGGUAUUAUGUCGUUAGCAAUCCCAUUUUCUUCACUAAUGUAGUUAGUGAUUCUUAGCGAUCAUUUAUGUUUGUGACUAAAUUUUGCAACCGAGUUUCCCAAAUAUGUACACUAAAUUUAAAGUCUUAUAAAUCUUUUUAUGACUGUAGAUUGUAUAAUAGCCAUUCUUUCCUAUACUGUACUUAGACUAGGUUCUUUUUACAGUCUUUCAGAGUACAGUGUGUAUUCCUUGAUAUGUGCAUACUGUGUAUGCUGUAUUGGUAUCGAUAAUUCAUGUAAUAAAAAUGAUAGUUGUUUACAUCUCACAUUUUAUGUUGCCGUUUGCAGAGAGGAAAAGUAAAAAUUGGAGAUGGAACCAGUUGCAUUUCAUAAUUAAACUUUCUGGAAUCGAUCUGGAAUCAAAAUUAGUUUUUGCAUGGUGUUGCCAACAUAAGCAGACCCCUAUAACUUGUGCUAGUUUAUUUUCUCUAACACUGUGUUCAUUAACAUGUCCAACCUAGUAUUCUUUAAGUUGUCCAGUCCAUAACCACUGAAUUGUUAUAUAUGUCUGGGAUUAGAUUUUUAGAGGAGAAAUUAGCCUCUUGAUGUACUAUAAGGAAGCAACUAAUAAAUAUAGGAAUAUUUAAUUUUUUCAUAUAUAGUUGAAGUUUUGUUUUUAUUGAGUUUGUUUUAGAGGCUGUAUAAUAAAUAAUAUGAGUUAAGUAACUGGUAUUCAGAUAUUUCCAUUACCACUUCCAGUUAUGUAUAUUUCUGAAAUCCUUUCACAACACUUAAAAUUAAAAAUCUUUCCUGAGUGUCCAACUUUCAGCCAAUUAUAUGUAUACUAACAAAAUCCUUUAAAAAUUCUCACCAGAAUCUCCAAUAUUACCAGUUUAUCAGAUUAUAAAAAUUUUUAUGAAUUAUUUAGGAAGAUGAUUAAGCUGUUCAUUAAUAAUCCACUUAGCAUAAGUGAAUUUUUUAUGGUUAUGAUCCAACCUUUUGAACUUUGUGUUACUCAGUAUAAAUUGAGAAAAUGUAAUGACAAAAGUUGUAUGCUGUCCGAGUUGAGUGCAUUUAGCCUAGAAACUAAGAGGAAAGUCAUUUGUUUUUAGCCAUAGCCCAUUAUUCAGCCUCUUUUGGACUGAGCUAGUGCUGAAUGAUAAAAAAUUCUGAAUCAUUAUAUCACUCAAGCUAUGUUUUGUUUGUCAACUGUAAGUUUAAUCUGUUUUGAUAUGUUAUUUGCAUCAUUUGAAAUAUGGAAAAGUGGAAUGAAGAGGAGAGUAAUGAAAAUAAAUAUAAGAAAAACUAAGCUUACAGUAACCUGAAAGGAAGAAUAGAAAAAAGUAGUUAGGAAAGUGGCUAUGUGGAUGUGAGAGAGGUGUGAAGGAAACUUGGUAUGAAGCAUCUAAUGUAUAGAUAGUGUGAUAAAGAGAUGCUCAGGAUUGCAGUAUAUCAGUGUAACAAGAGUUUACUAUGCUCAAAGUAUACAAGUGUAUAUGGGGAAAAGAGAGAGGAAGACUAGACCUUAGAAGGGGUAAAUAUAUCUUGUUACAAUGAAGACAAACCAGACUGUAAAACAGGCAUUUAAAGGAAGUGCAUACUCUAUACUAUACGUACUGAAAAAUAGCUGGAAGGGAAAGGGAAUUAUAUAUAAAAAUACAGCUGGAGGAAGUGGAAGGAGACUGUUAGGUCACUGGUUCAGAAAAAAUCUCAUUAGUAAACUAAAAAAAUUUAUUAUGCCUUUUUAAGGCCUAUACAGUACACACACACACGAGGUUUUAAAGAUGUGUGACCACAAAAUGCUAAUAACUAUAUCUGGAGUGUGGCGAGAUCAUACUGCAAAUGAAGACAUGAAAAUUGAUAGGGUUUGGACGUGUAAUGAGAAGGGUGAAGAGCAGUAGGACAGCAUAUUAGUAGACAUGAAAGUAGCAGGAUGAAGACUAGUAAGGAAGCGCAAGUAAUUAUGGAAAGACGACACAGAUGAAAACAUAGACAAGAGGGACGUUCAGAGUGUGCACUAAACUGAUGACAAUGGAGAGAGACUCAAAUAAUUGUCUACCCUAUAAAGAAAAAAUUUUUUAAAACCAUAAUAAAUAACAAUGAUUUCACAGUAGUAUAUAUAAUACCAUUGAAGUGUAUAAAUGAAAGAAAGGACAGAAUAUAAAGUAAGAAUAAUGUUAAAAUAAUGAACAUACAUCAGCUGCAUACUAUUUGCAUUAAGAGCAAAACACUCAAAAAAUAUAUUAGGAAGCAUGGAGACCUGGACUCAAGACUGGAAUAGGCUUAGAAAUUUUAUGUUAUCCUUUCCUUUUCCUUUUAGCUGCCAUUGAUUUAGACCAUGAUAAUAUUUACACCAUUUCUUCAGGUUCAAAUUCAACUUAUGAAUAACUUGCUCUAGUCAGUAUUUGUGCAUGAAUUACCUUCAUUCUAGUCAUUUUCAAGUGACUGGAUAUUCCUCUAUUGUACUAUUCCUCUUCAUGCAAACAAGCAACAUGAAACUUAGCAAAUUCAAGAUAAAGCAAGAAACAAUUGUAAGAUGUUAAAUUCUGAAUGAUCCAGUGGCUGAAGUGAGAAGUAACAAAAUGUAGAGUGAUGCAGGAAGGGAAACAGUAGUACCAUACUACAUACAUGUAUUAUAUUUAUACUCUUAAAUAUGUAUCAGAUGGCGUGUUGUGAAAACACAGUAGAUUAUAAGACAAAUUGAAUGGCCAUUUAUCACAAAUACAAUCAAAAUUCAGAGGAAAAAAUGUAAUAUAGGUGAGUUACCAUAAUUACUUUAGUUAAAGAAAAUGACAUGAGGCCAUUAUGAAAUAAUUAAAGAAAAUGAUUCAUCAGAAGUAAUUAUAACAUCCAAAACUUGUUAAUCAUAAGUAAUAAUGAAGUUAUUAAGUUGCAUGUAGUGUAUCCUUUAAGUAGGAUAACAGUGUAUUUGUAUUAGCUAUCAUGGUCUUUCAUUCUUACAAUAAUGCAUAUCUGAUUUAAAGUGAGUUCUUUCACAUCUUGACACGCAACUGUAUUUAAAAAAAAUUUUAUUGACAUUUUGAAGUACAUUGUAACUUUUAGUCUGCAGUACUAUUAUUUUUCCUAAAUCCUAGCAAUUGUUUGGAAUGUGUUCUUAUUUAGGGAACAGUAGACAAUUUAUGUAGGGCGAUUUAUUCCUAAUAUGACUAACGAAACCAAAAUUCCACAUACAAGGAGUACUAGAAGAUGGGUUGCAUGACCCAUAAUACAACUUUUUGAUGGGUUGUACUGUUGUUCAAAACAUUUUUAUGCAAAUAAUGACGGUAAACAUAUUACUGUAUAAUAACUACAAAGUUGAAAGUUUAGCAAUAAAUCUCUAGAAUUAUUGUCAGAAUCUUGAAUGUUUCAGCUUAUCAUCUUUAUGUAGCCUAAGAAUCAGCCAUUUUCUAUGUAAGUUAUAAAGUAUGAGACCAAAAUCUUUGAACCUGCUGUAUGAAAAAGUAUGAGACCAAAAUCUUUGAACCUGCUGUAUGAAAUCUUCAGGCCUGCUCUAUGAAAGUUAAGGCAUCAUGUCAGUGGCUGGGUUAACAAGUUAAUUAUGUACCUGUCUCAAAUUGUGAAGAUAUUAAAAUAAUGUAUUUUCUGCACUACAUACUAUGUUUACUCAAGUAGUAUAAAAAACUAAAUAUUCCAUGUAAAAGUAAAAUCAGAUUUCAACAUGGAAAGGCAAAAAUGAUGAGCCCCACUGUAAGGUGUUAGGAAAUUUUUAAGGGAAAUUUCACAGUGAACCAUCAGUCUUUAAUGGGCUUUUACCAUACCAUACUCCUUAGACUUUCUUAAACAUAGGGUUCUAAUGGACUAGUAAGGGAAAUUAAGAUAUAAUAACUGGGUACAACUACAAAAAUAUUCAACUAGAUCAAAGUAUAUGCUCUUAUUGGCCUUGAAAAGCUAAGUUGUUUUCUGAUCUUUCAGCCAAAUUAUUUAUUUAGCUUUGAAUUUGGUCUUUUUCAGCUAUGUAAGCUAAUUACGUCCAUGCCCUACUGAAACAUUGUUUCAUCAGACACCUGUUUUGGUGUUUUGAUCCGUGUCCACUUGUGUAUGUCAAGUUAUUCUCCUGUUGCUCUACUUUAUAAGCAGGACACAAACAGAGGUAAGACCUCAAGUGUUCCCCUAAUAUAUGUUAUUUAUUUACCUUGUUAUUCACUUUUGAAUGGUGUUUUAAAAUCUGUUACCCUAUUUUCAUGAUCUUUUUUCAUUACCAAAUUAUUGUUUGAUUUUUAUUCUUUCAAAAAUGGUGCACUGCAUAGGAGUGAAAAUUUAAUUUUGUGUUUCAUGAAAUUGUAAAGUUAAGUUUUGAAAAUUUCAAGUACAGCAUUAUUUGAAUAAAUUUAUUUAUUGAAAAGAAUUUAAGGAAGUGGAAGCUAAAGCAUUAAAGUUUGUUGACAAAGAAGUCUAGUACAUAUUCUAUAUCGUUAGAUAAGGGAGAGGCAGUUUAAAGGUGGAAUAUCAGUAAAGUAGUUAAUGGACAUAAGAUAUCCUUACACACAUAUGGAAUGCCACAGCCAAUAAUUUAUUGCCAUGAUUCUCUAUUUGUGGGAUUGCUUUAGAAGCACAUUUGAAUGAAAAGGGUUUAUAACUGUAGAAAUGGGAUUGUUUUGUACAUACAUUUUAUUAUAAACCUGCAAAUGCCAGUUUAUCUGAAUUGAGCUUUUGCUAUUGUUGUCACACCUUAAUCACAUUAGGUGUUCAAUUCUUAGUGGGAAUAGAGCACAUGGAAAGCUUUAAAGUGGUUAUUCUCAGUUGGAGGAACUCAAGCCUCUCAUCUAUUAAUGUAACUUUUUUUUUUUUUUUGCUGGAUUGAACAUAGUAUUGAAAUUUGUAUGGUAAUUUAUUUGUAGUGCAUAUCUUUCUAUUAACAUCUGACAUAAAUGAUGGUUAGCUUUAGUAUUUUUUCAAUGCUAUGUUGCACUUUCUAUAGGAUAUUUCGUGUGAAUUUUAGUCAAAAAGUUAUUUAGAAUUGUAAAAGAUUAUUUAACUAAAUAUGUACUAGUGCUGAUUUUUUACUUGAUCAUUAUAAAAGAUUUAUCAUAAUAUACUUAAGAAUUACACAUUUGUUAAGAGGAUGAGUCCUUUCAACAAACAUGUAUUUUUUUUUUUUUCUUCACCUAGUAGACUUUGAGAAGCCUAGUGCUGAUUUCAUAACAAACAUGUGUAGUGGUGAUUGUUAGAUUUUUAUGAAUUGAAUUAUUUUACGUGAAUACCCGACCAGUGUUUAUCCAGUACAGUACUACUAUAUUUUCUUAGAUUAAAUGCCUUUCUUAAGGUGUUUGUAAUAGGUUUUUAUUUUAAUGUUACUCUUCAUUGCUACAAUAAGAACUGUUCUUAAUCCACCAGAGGAAUGUCUCCAUUCUGCCAGUGCUCUGAACCCAGACUUUUUCAUAUUUAUUUGUUAGGUGGAAAAAAGUGUGCUUGCAGUUAAGGGUUGCAGGUCAGGUUUGUCAAGAAGCUAAAGGUCUAUAACUUUCUUAAUUUGGAAGACAUCACUAUAAAUUUUUUGAAGGAGGUGAUAUUUCCAAUAGUGAAAAAACAGCAACAGUCUGAUAAAACUGUAUGAAUUGUUGCCUCAGGCAUCCCUGAAAGAUUUAACACUUUAGGCAAUAAUAAUUUUUAUCUUUGUGUUGACAAAAAGCAUUAGUGGAUCAAAUAAUUUUUCAUUAGCAGCAAAUCACACUUGAGGUUGGCCAUUGAUCAGCCUUCAUGAGACUACAUCAAACAAAGUAGUACCAAGCAUCUUUAUCCCAAUGAUCUUGUGAAAGGACAUGGAGACCUGGAUGCUGGAGACUUCUCAAGGAAGGAUAUCUAACGAUACCAUUUGUUUUGGAUAGUUUUAUUCCCACAGUUUCUUGAAGUUUGUUGCUCUAAACAUAGCCUGUUAUGACUUUCAUAUUCCAGUUAAUUACAUUUUAGAACAAUGUUGUUCAUGCAUGUAUGAGGAUUAACCAGAGGACUCAUAACUGUCAUACAAGUAAUGAAGUUGUUGCAUAAAUACAAAUUGUACUUUACUGGGUUAAUACUCCUUUUAUUGUCAUUUUCCACUACAGAACUAUACUACUACCAUUUUACCUGGGACAGUGCAUUUAGAAUUGUACCCAGGUAAGACAAGGUACUUCACUAGAUACAAGGGUUGUCAUCUUGAACACUCACCACUUUACAUGUUUUCCAGUAGAACUUGGAAUUUAUUUUAUUGAGCUAGUGUGCAAAUUGUUAUAUGUGAAAUAAAGAUUUAUAUUAAUUGAGCCAAAAUUAUUUGGAAUUUUGUGUACAGUAUUUGAAUUAUAUGAGUUACCUGUGUUCCAGUGAUAUGUAUUUAAAGUUUAUUUUUAUUUGUUUUGCAAUCAGAUUGGUUGUGAUGUGCCAAGAACUUUUGUGAUUUUAUAAAACAGUAUAUUUGAAAUUCAAGGAUGGAUACAUUAUAGUACAGUAUUACGAACAAGACAGUUUUACAUUAUCUUUUAGUAUAUUGUAACUUGAAAAUAACUGUGGGCUUAGCUUUCAGUUUAUGUAAAACAGGUUCCUGUAAAGUGAAUCUUGUAAGCAAUACUUUAGUACACCAGUGAGGUAAAACUGUCAUAAUUUUUAUAACAGUAAUUGGUGGUUGUGUUGUAUAACAAGGGCCUGUGAUUGAAAGGUCACGAAAUCAAAUUUUUCAAAGAAAGGCCAGAAUUUUUCCAUGUUCCUUGCUAGUUGCCAAGAUUAAGAAUUUUUAUUAUUUGACAUUUUUUAAAUAUAUUAUCCUCUCAUGUUAUAGUCAAUAUUGGUAAAACACUGUGGUUGGAGCUGCUGGAAACAGAAGGUUGUGAACCUCAUAUUGUGAAAGUGCAUGAAAUUUUGUACGUAUAACAAAGUUGACAUUGUGCAUCUUUUUUUUCUUUCUUUUACAUGCUUUUUUAUUUUUAGAAUUGCAAGUUUCAGGAAACAUGAGAUAUGUAAAUGCCCUGUGCUUUAUUGUAAUUUGUCAAGUGUGAAAGAGUAGAUAAAAUCUUAGUAGUUAUGCGAGUUACUGCACUGUCAUCUUCACUUGCAAAAUCUUAGAUUUGUGAUGAUGAAUGGUUUACUCUAUGGAGCUGCCAUAAAUUUAUGUUGAAAUUAGCAUCGGUUUUUCAGUAGAAGCAAAAGUUGUAUUUUGGUAACGUUUUCUAAUAGCCCAGCAAUUGAUUUAUCAGCAUAAACUUUAGUGUACAGUUCAUUUUGUAAGUAAAACAUAUUUGUACUUAAAUUUAAUGUUGAGUUAGUGAUACAGUGAUGAUGUUAUGUUGUUGUUGAUGAAACUUGAAUUACGGUAUAUAUUAGGUAUUUUUUUGCUGAAGUGGUGCUGAAUUAUGUUGCUGUAUAUAUAGUUGAACCAUAGUUAAUAUACUGUAGCCGCUCUCAGCACCUCUUAGCAGUUAACAACUGUGAAACUUGAGUAACUUUAGACACUCUUAAGUGUUUAAAUAAAUCUUUCAGUUUAAAUCAGAAUGAACAGUGAGGAUGUCAAGAUGUAUCCCUAAAGUAUUUUAGUCAUGCAUUACAAUGUAAGAGUAGCUGUUGGUGGCAAAAAAAAAAAAGGCAUAAGCAUUCAUAUGCCUACCACAAAAGUCCUGCUCAUUAACUAAUUUGCAUAAGAAACAAAUAGGUUAUUGCAACUGUAUUUUUUACUUGGUAAUCAUGGUAAACUACUUAAUAAUAAUAUGUAGUAGCUGAUGUAUGGCAUUUGCAAGAAUUGUAACCAUAAAAUAGGGCAUUGUUUUCUUGCUUGUUGCCGUGACAUUAGGAAGCCUUGAAAACUGAACUAUAAGUAAGUAUUUUGUGUCCUGAAACUGUGUAUUCUAUACAGUAUUAAGACAUCCUCCAAUUCAUGGAUUAUUUUCAAACUUAUGUUGCAGUAACAGGUAACUUAAAAGAUAUUUUCUAUGAUUACUUUGUGUUGUCUGUGAUCCAAUGAAGUGUAAGCUAAGAUUUUUUAGGAGUGUUUUUUGUUAAUGAUAAAGAUGAAAAUUAGCAGUUGUGAUAAGGAUAAGGUUUAUGGUGCAAGGAAUUUUAUUCUUAAUGUGAAAAAGACAGUCUCUCUUUCCUACUCACAACUUUUGUAAAUAUAUAUUAUUUUGAAUAAAUGGUGCACCAGAUUAGUUUCUAAUUUACUAUAUAUAAGAGACCUCUUGGAAAGUCUUGCUGUCAAAAUGAUUUGGCAGAGAGCAUAAUAGCAGAGAUGUCUUUUAAUCCUAUUGUUAGUCAUACCUAGUAAGGUGUGAACCAACUUGGCAAGAAUAAAACUUGGAAUUUCUGGUAGUCAUAGCAUUAUCAUUAUUAUUAUUAUAUACUAAGGCUCUUCUGUACUCAUGCAGCAGAAUAAUAUUGAAAUAAUAAUUUCUGGUGCUCACAUAAAAAAAAUUGCCACCAAUGAUCUCAUACAGGUGACUACCAUAAAAAAUUAUUUUCAUAUCACUCAUUAAGAGCAGUUUCUUGCUGCUGUGCAUGAUUCACAACUCAAAUACCUUAUCUACUAAAGAUUCUGAUUAUCUGUCUUGUUCUGAUCCAUCCUUGUUCAUAUGCAUACUGUAUCCUGAAUAUGAUACAGAUCAGUAUAUAUUAUCUUUAAAGAUUUAUGUAUAUUUUUAUAAUCCAAAUAGUGUAAGUCUAUUGAUAAUGAUAUAUAUUGUGUGUGAGGCCAAGAACUUUUACAGUUAUCACAAAUGUACAUACAAGAUGAAGUGUAAUGUAAAAAAAAAUUAUAUUUUUUUCUCCAUUAUUUUCCUCUUGAGAUUUUCUAUUUUACAAGGAUCAUAUGAUGAGUAAGCCUUGUGACUGAAUCUUCUCUCAUGAAUUAUAUAAUAGAUUGACUAUUUAUGAUUGACAUUGCAAGAAUUCAUUGUCCAAGCCUUUAAUUUGAGUCCAUGUUUACACUCUUUAUCAUCCACAUUGUAUUUGCUCAAUGUCUUGAUGUAUCUGGUAUUGUUACAAAUAAAGUUCUAAUACAGUAAA
This is a messenger RNA of Macrobrachium nipponense, 10917 nucleotides long. Its product is annotated as transmembrane protein 145-like. The transcript is spliced from 8 exons. NCBI's taxonomy places the organism in Eukaryota, Metazoa, Arthropoda, Malacostraca, Decapoda, Palaemonidae. The record is from RefSeq and is a predicted model, not a curated record. Gene Ontology annotation, biological process: response to pheromone; G protein-coupled receptor signaling pathway. The coding region runs from base 230 to 1747 and encodes 505 amino acids.